Molecule: messenger RNA, 1975 nt
Organism: Megalops cyprinoides (Indo-Pacific tarpon)
Lineage: Eukaryota; Metazoa; Chordata; Actinopteri; Elopiformes; Megalopidae
Gene: tgfbr2l
Product: transforming growth factor beta receptor-like
Exons: 7
Coding region: 143-1975 (610 amino acids)
Biological process (GO): heart development; protein phosphorylation; transforming growth factor beta receptor signaling pathway
Cellular component (GO): plasma membrane; signaling receptor complex
Molecular function (GO): transforming growth factor beta receptor activity, type II; SMAD binding; ATP binding
Source: RefSeq, a predicted model, not a curated record
AGCAACCCAUGUUAGAGCGAAUAUAAGUUUAAUAAAUGUUAGUUUGUCAGUAUCUAUCAUUCACAUUUUCAAAUAGGCUUGCAGGGAGAGACCGAUCGACUGGUUUUGGACGUUUCGAUCCGCUGUUGAAUCUGUCAAGAGGAUGGGGUGCUGGGUUUUCUCAGCAGCAACAUUUGUUCUUCUAUCUUUCUACAUCCAGGCCCUGCCAUUUACCAAUGUGUGUAAGUGGUGUGACUACUCAAGCCCAGUGUGCGAGGAUGCCGUGUGCUACAGCAACUGUAACAUCACUUCCUUCUGCACCCUCUCUGAGGAGAUCUGCGUGGCCAUGUGGAAGCAGGACAAUGACAGCGUGAGCGUGCGGACCCUGUGCCACCACCCAAAGCAGCCCCUGGAGAACAUUGUGCUCUCCAACUACUCGUCCCCCGAGUGCGUGAUGGCACGUCAGCCCUCAGAGGACAGCCUGCUCUUCGUCUGCGCCUGUGCAGCAGAGCAGGAGUGCAAUGACAAGCUCAUAUUUGACAAGGGCUCCAAUGGCUUUGCAAAGCUCAGGAGCAAAGACGUCAUCCCGGUGGUGGUCAUCAGCCUGCUGCCACCGCUGCUGGUGGCCGUCAUCGCCACCCUGGCCUUCUACCUGUACCGCACACGGAACCCUGGUAAGCAGUCCAAAGACUGGGCCCCCAGGCGCACCCACUACCAGUCCCUGGAGGCCCCUGAGGGCCGGGGGGCCGGAGGUGGGGGCCCCAGGGACUACUGCAGCAAGCUGGUGGCGGCUGGGGGUGACGAUGGGGGCUCAGAUGUGUCCUCUGCCCAUGCAAACAGCCUAAACCACAACACAGAGCACCUGCCUAUCCAGCUGGAGGCACUGGUGGGCAAGGGCCGCUUUGCUGAGGUGUGGCGGGCACGCCUCAACCACAGUGCUGCCGGUCAGUAUGAGACAGUGGCUGUCAAGAUCUUCCCAGCUGUGGAGUACGCCUCCUGGCGCAAUGAGCGUGCCAUCUUCUCUGAUGCCAACCUACGGCAUGAAAACGUGGUACAGUUCCUGACAGCAGAGGAGCGAGGGGGCGGGGCCGGGGCCGACAGCCAGCCGCAGCAGUACUGGCUUAUCAUGGCCUACCAUGGCCUGGGGAACCUGCAGGACUUCCUGGCCAGCCAUGUGCUGAGCUGGGCGGAGCUUCGUGCCAUGGCCAGCUCAGUGGCCCGGGGGCUUGCCCACCUGCACAGUGACUACGCCCCCUGUGGGACUCCCAAGGUACCUGUGGCCCACCGUGACCUGAAGAGCAGCAACAUUGUGGUGAAGAGCCGGAGCGAGUGCGCGCUCUGCGACUUCGGCCUGGCACUGCGGCUCGACCUCUCCCUCACCGUGGAUGACUUCGCCAACAGUGGGCAGGUGGGCACAGCGCGCUACAUGGCUCCGGAGGUCCUGGAGUCACGGGUAAAUCUGGAGGACCUGGAGGCUUUCAAACAAAUGGAUGUUUACUCCAUGGCCCUUGUGCUGUGGGAGAUGGUCUCUCGCUGUGAGGUCAUAGGGGAGGUGAAGAGCUAUGAGCCGCCGUUUGGGUCCAAGGUGUGUGAACAGCCAUGCGUGGAGAGCAUGCGGGACCUGGUUCUGAGGGACCGCGGCCGGCCCGAAAUCCCAGCCAGCUGGACCGUGCACCAGGGGAUGAAGUUCCUGUGUGCCACCAUCACAGAGUGCUGGGAUCACGACCCUGAGGCGCGGCUCACAGCGCAGUGCGUGGUGGAGCGCUUCAACAGCUUGGACCAGGAGGAGGCACAGGAGCUUCUCGGCACUGUGGGAGAGCUGCAGGACCCCCCCGUCCCGCCAGCCCCAACCACCUCCUCCCCAGAACCCCCCAGCAACACCCCAGCCACAGCCCCAGCCCCCAUCUCCGUCACCACCCCCACCCCCACUCCAAUCCUCUCCUCCACUCUUUCAACAGAGGGUCUCGCUCCCAACCGGCUGGUGACUGACGUUUGA